Magnolia sinica is the source of this 1029-nucleotide messenger RNA. RefSeq lists its product as uncharacterized. The transcript is spliced from 9 exons. The coding region runs from base 119 to 796 and encodes 225 amino acids. The record is from RefSeq and is a predicted model, not a curated record. Lineage: Eukaryota; Viridiplantae; Streptophyta; Magnoliopsida; Magnoliales; Magnoliaceae.
CACGUGGUGGCCACAUUGGCACGUGACGACUUGGUGCGGGGAUCGAGAGAACUCAGUGGCCUUUCUUUUCUCGGCUCAAAAAUUCCCAUGCCUCUCCCUCGCAACUCUCUUUUCCGCCAUGGCCACAUCAGAUAGCUGGAGGUCUUCUCUUAAAUCUCUGAUCUCUCUACUCUUCCUUCUCUCCCUUCCAUGGAUCUCUCUCUCUUACAGGCCAGGAGACAUCGUCCCCAUGAGCAAGAUGGGCCAAUACCACUCUUCGAGAACUGUCUGGUAUGAUGUCAUCGGUCGCCACUGCCCGAUCUUCGCCGUAAAUCGUGAGGUUUUGAUUCCCAUACCGAAGCCUACUGGUUACACUGGUGCAGAUCCUUAUAAAAUAUCAUUUCAAGUUGGAAGGGAGAAAUUUCUUAUACCAUGGCUUCUCGUGAUAAAUCGCAAGAGCUCUGAAGUUCCAAUGAUUGAUGUCCACUUGAGGUACUCGGGAAGUGAUUUACAUGGCGUCACGGCUAGAGUUAUAGACAUGCCUCACCACUAUGUCGAGAUUCAUCAAGACAUACAUAAGAACUUCUGGAAUCCGGAACAUUGGCCGAAACACGUGCUUGUUAGAUAUACAUGGGAGGAGCAGUCGGAGAUAGAUGUUGCUGGUGGCUUUUACGUCCUAUUUGGAUCAGGACUCUUGUUGUCAUUUAUUCUCGCAAUUUAUGUCUUGCAGUCUUCUCAAGACAAACUAGCAAGGUUUGUGAGGGAGACUGUUGCAGAAAGCAGCAUACCUGGGGGAGGAGUGGCAAAGGUUGAAUGAUGAAUUUUCAACAGGAUCGAAGCUGCCGCUAUCCGGGCUGUGAAGUGGCUCAGCAUGAGGAAUUUCAAAGAUGCAUGCAGUGAUGUCUCAGCUUGAGGAGUUUCAAAGACGUCAACUUGUGCAAUACUUGUGACGUAUACCUGAUUGAAGAUGUCAUUUUCUUCUUUUCCUUCUGGAAAUCGAGCAGGGGAGAUGAUAUUCUGUUUUUCCCCCCCUAUUUUAGUAUGCUGGUG